AUGCUACCUCAAUCUCAUCCCACUCUUCAAAAGGGCAUGCGAAAAGGAACACGUAGUUGUUACGAAUGUCGGAAACGAAAGGUUCGAUGUAUUUUCACGAAAGAAUCCGAGAUAUGUGGAAAUUGUGAAUUGAAAGCUCGAAGAUGUACUGAGCAGAGAAGAGAACUGAUCCAAGCGGGAAAUGUUUAUACGAGAGAGAGUCUUAGAGAGAAGAUUAAGAGACUUGAAGCGGUGAUUGAAGAUUAUGGUAGGAAGAGUAGUAGUACUGCUCCUGAUGAGGUGAAUAAGAGUUUGAAUAUUGACUUGGGAGAUGUACGGGAGGAGAACCACAGUUCGGAGUCUAUUCCGUUGGAAUUGGGAGCGAAACGUACACCAGCAUCUACCCCAUCGUCACUUGAGACUCCAGCUUCAGUUGAUGAAACUUCCUCUCAAGAUAUCGAUCCCAUCGUGACACUUUUCCAUAACGCUAUCUGGAGAAGCCAUAGCUCUGAUUUAAUUCCUGAACGCAUUUCUAAGCUUGACAAAGCUGAAAAUCCAGCAACUGCGAAGAAACAUAUUCGGACUCGCGAAUUAUUGCUUUCUGGUCUUAUUCCCCCAGCACUCCGUGAAAUAGUGGUCAACGCAACAUGUUCCUGGUGGUAUACAUGGCGACCACUUGGUUCCAUGCUCCAAUCAUCAACCGGUGACGUGAGUUCAACACUUCCAGAUUUUAUACUCUGGGCUCUUGAAUCACCUGAUCCACCGAUAAUUGGUAUAGCAAUACUUUGUAUUGCAGUUUGUCUUCAACAAUUAGAUACUCGAAUCCAUCAGUAUAUUAUUCGUCAACUCCCUUCCUUACCCGGUACACUAUUUCAGGAAUACUUUGAAAAGGUAGAGAGACUUGUUGUAAAUGAUGGAGAUUAUGCUAGUACAAAAGAGGGUAUUGAGACGAUUGUUUUUGCGGCCAAGAUCUACAUGAAUCUCGGUCUUAACAGAAAAUGCUGGAUUUUAACCCACCAAGCAAUAUCCUAUAGCCAACUUCUCAAUCUCCACCGUCCACAUCUUUCCACCGACAAAAAUUCCCUCGAAAGAAAUCAAAGAAUACAAUCUUGGCUUUCCUUAUGCGCAGGAGAUGUAUAUCUCUCACUUCUUCUUGGACUUCCUUACGCUGCAGAUGGUCGUACCAUUCCUACCACUCACAAUCAAGAAAACCCUACCGCCCAAUUCCACCACAACCUCAUCAUCCUUUCCUCCAAAGUAAUCGAUCGAAAUCAACGUGGUCUCCACCUCUUCAUCCCCCGCACCCAAAAAAUCCAAACCUCCCUCCACACCAUAACCCAAACCCUCCCCCCCGCAUUUUGGGACCCCCAAACCACCCUCUCCCAAAACAAAAUCUCCCGCCCAGAAUACCUCGAACAAAUCGCCGCUCAAUGUUGGUACUACCACCUCCUCGUCCUCCUCCACAUGCCCCUCAUGCUACAAUCCAUCCUCGAUCCCACCCUCGAAAACCACCGCACACAAUGUCUCAGCGCCGCACGCAAUCUCCUCCGAAUCUGGCACAUCAUGCGCUCGGACAUGCACAGCGCAUUCGAAAUGGUAAAACUCAUCGACUACCAAGCAUUCGUCUGUUCCACCCUCCUAAUCCUCAGCAUGCUCGGCUACGGAAGCUGCGAGAAUGGAGGAAGAGAUGAAGAUGAAAAUGAAAAUGAACAUCACGAUCGAGAGUUGCUCGCGCGUACGAUUGCAAUGCUCGCGCAAGCGGGAGAUUCACUCGGGAAUUUGGUCGCGAAACAAGCGGUGCAGGGAUUGGAAAGUUUGUUGCAGAUGGGGAGGGGAAAUUGUCCGAGGAAACAGGGGGGGAAGAUGGGGGAGGGUGAGGAUUUCUCUAUGGGAAGUCCGUACGCGAAAAUCGUGGUGCCGUAUGUAGGUGUGAUUACGAUUUCGCCGGGGGAGUAUUAUGAGAAUAUUGAAGCUGCGGUUGAUGUUGUUACGGGAAUGCAAACGGAAAUGCAUACUCAAAAUCAAACUCAAACUCAAAAUCAAAGUACCCCAUUUUCAUUUUCACUAGAAAGUAAUCCCAAUCCCAAUCACGAUCAAGAUCAAUAUCAUGAGGCAUUGCGAAACGGAGAUGCAUCAAAUCAUCAUAAUACAAACACGCGAUAUGAAGAGCCCGGUACGUCUGGAGAAGCGAGAGAAGUACCGGGAGAUACACAGGGACAGAGACAGAUACAGAUGGAAUGGACAUCGAUUGAUUUUGAUUGGGCGAGCAAUCUGACGGCGGGGUUUGAAGACGAUUGGGCGUGGUUGAAUGGGUUGGGGGGUUUGUUGUUGUGA
Messenger RNA from Botrytis deweyae, 2313 nucleotides. RefSeq lists its product as uncharacterized. Gene Ontology annotation, biological process: regulation of DNA-templated transcription. Bases 1 to 2313 code for a protein of 770 amino acids. Lineage: Eukaryota; Fungi; Ascomycota; Leotiomycetes; Helotiales; Sclerotiniaceae. The record is from RefSeq and is a predicted model, not a curated record. Gene Ontology annotation, molecular function: DNA-binding transcription factor activity, RNA polymerase II-specific; zinc ion binding. The transcript is spliced from 4 exons.